UUCAGUUUAUAUUUUGUCAUUUGUUAGCUUUAGGAUUCCCCCGUCACCUAUUCAAACAAACCAUCUUCUUCUUUAUAUCCAAACAAGAAUUGAAGAAGAGGCGGUGUGGUAUUAGUUUUGGGAAAUUUUAUCACGAGAUUUUCAUGCCCAAACCUCCACCCUCAUUAACUCAUUUCCAUCUUCUCAUAUAUAUAGCUGGAAUCGGUACUCGGAGAAACUCAAGUAAAAACGAUUCUUGACUUGCUCAGAGACCAAAUUGGCAUUAACGGCGCCAUGACGAGAUCCAACAGGACCACCAUGGCAGCGGGUCUAAAACAACGCCUAGGAUUCAGAGGAUUCGCAUGCUGUGGAGCUACAUGGAGCUUGAUGAGGGGCGUCGGAGAUGACGAUGAAGACCAACCACCGUCGCCGCCACCACAACAACAACAAGAAAACGGAUCAGAUCAGGUCUUAGGAGUAUUGAUAUUGGAUCGUACAGCAAGUAGUAGUCCGGCAGCGGCAUCAUCAAGCAUGAAUUUGGCGGCAGCGUUGGCGGCGGAGAGGCAGUUAAGAGAAGGAAUGAUGCCGAUGAGUGAGAGCAGGGGAGAUGAAACGCCGUCGAGGGUGUCGUUGAUGAGUCUGCUCGAUGAAGAGAAGGAGGAAAAGGGAAGUGAGAGAGUGUGCUGCGUGUGCAUGGUGAGAAAUAAAGGAGCAGCAUUUAUCCCAUGUGGGCAUACAUAUUGUAGGGUGUGUUGCAGAGAGCUGUGGGUGAAUCGAGGCUCCUGUCCCCUCUGUAAUCGUUCCAUUCUCGAGAUUCUCCAUCUUUUCUAAUCACCUUUUCUUUCUAUACAACUCAUUUCUUCUUUCAUUUUUGUAUCAUAUCUUCACCUAAAUCAUACCACGUUAUUCCAUUA
Molecule: messenger RNA, 893 nt
Organism: Mercurialis annua (annual mercury)
Lineage: Eukaryota; Viridiplantae; Streptophyta; Magnoliopsida; Malpighiales; Euphorbiaceae
Exons: 2
Coding region: 274-810 (178 amino acids)
Source: RefSeq, a predicted model, not a curated record